Messenger RNA from Neoarthrinium moseri, 639 nucleotides. RefSeq lists its product as uncharacterized. The coding region runs from base 1 to 639 and encodes 212 amino acids. Lineage: Eukaryota; Fungi; Ascomycota; Sordariomycetes; Amphisphaeriales; Apiosporaceae. The transcript has 3 exons. The record is from RefSeq and is a predicted model, not a curated record.
AUGCUCUUCAAGGGACUUCUCCUCGCCGCGCUCCCUACUGCGUUCGCUGCGCCGUCGGGCUCUAUCAACGUCCCCACAGGUGCGGUCCCUCCCACCGGGGUCGUCAUCGAGGGAAUUUCCUACGCGGGCUCUGGCUGCAACGCCGGUACUGUGGCUGGCGCCAUCUCCAAAGAUCUCAGUACAAUCACUCUCUUGUACGACAGCUUCGUUGCCCAGGCAGGCUCUGGAAUCAAACCUGCCGAGGCCCGGAAGAACUGCCAACUCAACCUCCAGCUCAGACUUCCUCAGGGCUGGCAGUUCAGCGUAUUCAAAGCCGACUACCGUGGUUACGGUUUCCUUCAAAAAGGUGACAAAGGCGUCGUCAAGUCGACUUACUACUUCAGCGGUGAUUCCAGUCAGGUAUCCUCAACGCAGACACUCACAGGCCCGUAUGAUGACAACUACCUGAAGACGGAUCAAUUCGGUCUGCAGAGUACCGUAUGGUCGCCUUGUGGAGAGGAAGGCCUCCUGAACGUCAAUUCGGAAGUCCGCGUCACACCCUUGAAUACCAAUAACUCGGCUCUUUUGACGGUUGACUCGACUGACUUCAAGUUCACCCAGAUUCACUAUUUGCAGUGGCAGCAGUGUGUUCGGAAGUAG